AUGUCUCCGCCCGCGAUAAUAGCUCCCUCCAUCCUCUCCGCCGACUUCGCCGCCCUCGGCCAAGCCUGCGCCGACACCAUCGCCCAAGGCGCCGACUGGCUACACAUCGACAUCAUGGACGGCCACUUCGUGCCCAACAUGACCUUCGGCGCCCCCGUCGUCACAAAGAUCCGCCGACACGUCGACCCGCCGAAGAAAGCGUAUGGGAAGGGCACCUUUGAUUGUCAUAUGAUGGUCAUGGAGCCCAAACGCUGGGUCAAGGACUUCAAAGCCGCGGGCUGCAACCUCUACUGCUUCCACUACGAAGCCGCCGUCAACUCGACCGCGGCCGACACGCCCUCGGGCACGAGCGACGCCAAGACCAGCCCCAAGGAGCUGAUCCGCUACAUCCACGACCAAGGCCUGCAGGCCGGCAUCGCCAUCAAGCCCGGCACCGCCGUCGACGUGCUGUGGGACAUUCUCGACAACCCGGUCAAGGAGGAGGUGCCGGAUAUGGUCCUCGUCAUGACCGUCGAGCCCGGCUUCGGCGGGCAGUCCUUCAUGGCCGACCAGCUGCCCAAGGUCACGAAGCUCCGCGAACGCUACCCGGACCUGCCCAUCGAGGUCGACGGCGGCUUGUCGGAGAAGACGAUCGCGCCCGCCGCCGAUGCGGGGGCUAACGUCAUUGUUGCCGGCAGCGCCGUGUUCGGUGCGGCGGAUCCCGGCCAGGUGAUUGCGCGGUUGAGGGAGGAGGUCGAAGGGAGGAGGAAGUGA
Diplodia corticola is the source of this 753-nucleotide messenger RNA. Its product is annotated as ribulose-phosphate 3-epimerase. Lineage: Eukaryota; Fungi; Ascomycota; Dothideomycetes; Botryosphaeriales; Botryosphaeriaceae. Gene Ontology annotation, molecular function: metal ion binding; D-ribulose-phosphate 3-epimerase activity. The transcript is spliced from 3 exons. Gene Ontology annotation, cellular component: cytosol. The record is from RefSeq and is a predicted model, not a curated record. The coding region runs from base 1 to 753 and encodes 250 amino acids. Gene Ontology annotation, biological process: pentose-phosphate shunt, non-oxidative branch; pentose-phosphate shunt; carbohydrate metabolic process.